This is a messenger RNA of Drosophila hydei, 2059 nucleotides long. Its product is annotated as probable RNA-binding protein CG14230. The transcript is spliced from 4 exons. The record is from RefSeq and is a predicted model, not a curated record. Lineage: Eukaryota; Metazoa; Arthropoda; Insecta; Diptera; Drosophilidae. The coding region runs from base 117 to 1868 and encodes 583 amino acids. Gene Ontology annotation, molecular function: RNA binding.
AUUAAAAUCGUUUUACAGCACUGACCGCCAACAGCUGUGUUGUUUUACCUACACGUGCGCUUAUUUUUUUAUAUUUGAAUAAUCAGUUUUUUGUUUUAUAAAAGCUUAAUAAAAAUAUGGGCGGCACGCGUUUUUUCGUUGCCGACUUGCCGGCGAACACAACAGAAAAGGAUCUGCGUGGUCUGUUCCAGGAUUAUGGCAAGGUUGAGCGUGUGGAACUGAAAGAGAAGGAACAAUUCGUUGAUUCAGGACAAACAAUUGCAAAAGUUAUUGCAUUUGUGACGCUGCAGACAGAGGAUGCCGAAUACUGUGUUCACGAGCUUAACUGGCAGCGUUUGCAUGGCUGUCAGCUAAAGGUGUCGCUGGCCAAGGAAUCCUUUUUGGACCGCCUUAAGCGUGAGCGUGAAGAAGAACAAAAGCAGGAUCAAUCAACUUAUAGCGAAGCAAAUCAAAGUAGUUCCCGCCUGCUCGCACAAAGCACACAGAACAAACGGCGCGUCUUUGGAGAACACGAGGAGAUCAACGAUGAUGAAGUGGCACCCGAGUUGUUGAUAACCAAAAAGCGUGCUGCAAACUCCAUGCACAAUGGCAAAAUUGUCAUCCAGCAGGAGCAUGAUGUGAAGCCGUUGCACAUCAUAGAACACCACAAGAAACCUAGCACCAAACAGCUAGAUGCGAAAGCUUCAAUUGCCGAUUUAAAGCGCAAAGAGUCGCUGAAUAAAAUGAAGCAACAGCAUCAGCAAAAGAAGUCAGCGAUACAGCAAGCGUUGUCCUCCACAGAGGCCCCCAGCGCAAAGCGCAUAAAGUUCAGCGAUGCUGAAGAGGACGAUGAGGUGGAGCCGAAGGAAGUGCAAAAUGAGCCAAAAGGCCGAGAUCUGUUCGAUGAUGAAGAUGGCGAGGAGCAGGACCAAGAACAGGAGUUUGUACUGCCUCAAUACAGCGGCAAAAAGGGCGAACGCUUGGUGGAAAUGCAAAGCAAGCAGAGUUUAGAUCCCAGAUUUCGUAUAACAGCCAAUUUUGUGGGUGAAGAAGACGACGACAAAGAGCAGGCAGACGAGACCGAGCAAUCGGAGAACCCCAAGGACAACGAGCGCGAUUGGCAGAUGGGCAUACUGGAGCAGGUGAUUGGACGCAAAAUAGACACAGCCAAUGCGACAGCCGCAAAGGCAGCCAAAAAUAAGAAAAUGUUGCGCUACGAUCCUGCCAAAGAUGAGCACCAGAAGCUGGUGCGUGUCAAGGACAAAGACAAAGUUAAGCAGCAGCCGAAGCAGAAGGAUGAAAAGGCGCACACAGAAGAAGAAGGUGCCGGGCCGACGCCCGUCUCACAGAGCGCCUUCUACGUGGUUACAGAUACGCUAAAGCAAUCGCUGAAGACGCGUGGUGAAGGCUUCAGUCUGUUGGAAAUGUUUGGCAGCAGUCAUGAGGAAGCGGUUGCCCAGCGACAGGAUCAGCUGGAGAAGAUUAGCCAUGAAAAGAUAUUGGUUAACAAGUCCAAUAAACUAGGCCUGGGUCAAGUGAAUCCAUUCAGCUACGACUCCUCCGACAGCGAAGAUGAGGAGCAACAGCAACAACAGGAAAAGGAGAAGGAGCAGCCACAGGUGGCUAAGGAAAAUGAGAAGCCAAUCAAACAGAAGCAAAAGAAGGCACACAUUUUUAUAGAAAGCUUCUUUAUACCCAAAAACGAUGUCAGACUUAAAGAAGGUGCCAAGUUCUUCAAGUCGAGCAAAGCUGAGCUGGAGAACGAUAAUUACGACGAGGUUAAAAAGCGUCUUAAAUUCCUCAUUACCAAGAAAAUUGCAAAGACACAAAAGAAUCAGCCUGGCAAAGUUGUCAAGAAAAACAAAAAUAAAAAGCGAAAUAAGUUUUAAGAUUUAAGUUUUAAUAGAUUUUCAAUCCAAAUGCGUUUGGCGCCUUUGCGAGGGCGAGGGCCAUCAAAAUAUAUUUUUCUACCUGAGUGGCAACUCUGUCGAUAUGCGCUUAACUAAUAUAUCGAUAGGCACAUGCGUGAUUCGUGAUAUUUACAUUAGUGAACCAUAACUAAGUGGCAACGUCAAAGUAU